AUGGAAGAGCAACAGGAGGAAAAGUCUUUCCGUCGGAUCGAGGCGUCGACGGAAACCUCAAGCACUAGCAGCGUUAGCACCAGCAGUCAAACCGUUCAGAAAACAGUCAAUGUUUCAUUCGGAGAGCAUGUGAAUAUUAAGGAAGGCAGCAUCCAAAGGCAGCAAACAAUGGCUGAGCACCGUCAGCAACAAAGGGUUGUGCUAACUGACAAUGUGUCCUCCGCGAGCCGCGAAGGCACUCCGACCAGGGUUCCGUUUGAACGAUCCGUGAGCGCUGUGGCCGCCGUCAAACGAACUGAUUCGAGUCGCAGCUCUUCAGGACUCAGUGUCAGUCAGAGAGAAAUACUUGUCAACCGUUCGAGAUCUUGGAAUGCUAUCGAGGCGAAUCUUUUCACAUCAUCGGGCGGGGGCGUGGGCUCUCUGGACCACACGAUCCUCGCCGAGGCGAAUGGACUCAUCGCCGACAUGCUCAUGGAUCAUGGGAUUCCGCCGAAUAUUGCGUCCGGACUCAAGGCCCUCCAAAUCCUCUUGUGUCCCUCCCAACAAAACAAGCCCGCCAAGGUCGCUGUCGGUCAAAAAGUCGAACUGGCCCCGCUCAGUGAGCCUAGCGACAUCGACGACUGCGAGGAAAACCCAUUCACCGGCGAGAAGCCCUCAGACAUGUCAAAGACACGCCGACAGCUGCCUCGGUCGCUUUUGCGACGGAUGUCGACUUCGACUUGGUCAACUACGACUUCGGCGACAGGCAUGCCGACACUCGAACCUGAGCCCUCUCGAAAACGGAGUACCGGUGCUCGUCGGCCAGAUGAUCCUCUGUCAACAACCCCGGUGCCGGACGACUUGAUCAGAACGAAUGAGCGACUCCUGUCUGAGAGCUCCGACGUCGGCGCGGCGCACAUCGACUUCAUCUGCAAGUAUUGCGGACGGCGGAAUAGUAACACAAGGAAAACAAGCGACCCAGUAGUCGCCAAGGAGAACGACACGCGCAACUUCGACGCAAAGACGCUGUCUCCCGGAACCUACGAAGUGAACGGGAUUAAACUCGACACGACAGAAAUAGUAAAAGACGCGCAUCUCGGAACGCUCUGCGAUUGGGACUUCGACAUCUUCCAGCUGACGGAUCAAUCCCCGAACACGCUGCUCAGCACGAUGUUUUACCGGAUUCUAUUCGACACGGGUCUCGUUGACGCGUAUCACAUACCAGAGAAGGAACUUCUUUGCUACCUGCACGCAUUGGAGUGCGGCUACCGCGACAACCCGUAUCACAAUAAGAUGCACGCAGCCGACGUACUGCACGGGGUGUACUAUCUGACUACACAGCAGGUUGCCGGCCUAGAGCAAACCACUAUCUCUGACCUCAGCGUUGCGCUUGAUCAUCAAAGCGAGCAGGAAGGUACGAAUUCAUCCCGGGAGCGCAAUCAGUCGCGACCCAUUAGCUGAGAGACUCGCAACGCUCACGAACGGUCUCCAUGCGAUGAAAACGCCCUGCCUUAUGGAAUCAUCGCGUCGAAUCUUCCGCCCCUCGAGUUAUUGGCUCUGUAUGUUGCCGCCGCAAUGCACGAUUUCGAGCAUCCAGGCAGAACGAAUGCUUUCAUUGUUGCGACCCACGCUCCCUUGGCCAUUCUCUACAACGACAGGUCCGUCCUCGAGAAUCAUCACGCAGCGGCUGCGUGGGGCCUGCUCCUCUCCAAACCGGAAUUCAACUUCCUGAAGAAUCUCGAAACCGCUGAAUUCAAGAGACUUCGUUACGUGGCCAUAGAGUGUAUUCUCGCUACAGAUUUGAAACGGCACUUCGAAGUUCUGGCCGAAUUCACCGCGAAGACCAACUUGGAAGAGAGUUCCGGCAUCAAUUGGAACGACGAAGCCGAUCGCUUGCUCGUCCUGGAGAUGGCAAUAAAGCUCUCCGACAUCAAUGGACCGUGCAAGAGGCACGACCUGCACGUUCGUUGGACCGAUCGGAUCUGUGAGGAGUUCUAUGAACAGGGCGAUGAGGAAGCUCACCUCGGACUCCCUAUAUCACCGUUCAUGGAUCGCUCGAAACCGCAGUUGCCGAAACUGCAAGAAUCCUUCAUAAAUCACCUUGUCGCUCCCCUGUGUAACGCUUACGCUGUUGCGGGGCUUCUUCCCGGAAAAUGGGUGGUCACGGCCGAACAGGCGACGAAUGGAAACCACCCGAAUGCCUCGAUGGACCUGAAAGACGGCGUGAAGGCCAGCGCCAAUAAUCGUGUAGAGUGCAUACAGAUUAAGCAUCUGCAGGACAACUACGCGCAUUGGAUCAAAGUCAUUCAGGAGGAGAAAGCCAAAGAAUUAGAGGCCACGGCGGCCACGUCCUGA
Galendromus occidentalis (western predatory mite) is the source of this 2334-nucleotide messenger RNA. Its product is annotated as cGMP-inhibited 3',5'-cyclic phosphodiesterase B. Gene Ontology annotation, molecular function: 3',5'-cyclic-nucleotide phosphodiesterase activity. NCBI's taxonomy places the organism in Eukaryota, Metazoa, Arthropoda, Arachnida, Mesostigmata, Phytoseiidae. The record is from RefSeq and is a predicted model, not a curated record. The transcript has 11 exons. Gene Ontology annotation, biological process: signal transduction.